Molecule: messenger RNA, 1553 nt
Organism: Acanthochromis polyacanthus (spiny chromis)
Lineage: Eukaryota; Metazoa; Chordata; Actinopteri; Pomacentridae
Gene: fth1b
Product: ferritin, heavy polypeptide 1b
Exons: 6
Coding region: 656-1216 (186 amino acids)
Biological process (GO): iron ion transport; intracellular iron ion homeostasis
Cellular component (GO): cytoplasm
Molecular function (GO): ferrous iron binding; ferric iron binding
Source: RefSeq, a predicted model, not a curated record
GUCGCAGGGCUACACAUACAAACAAUCACAUUCACACAAUUUAGAGUAACCAGUUAACCUCAGCAUGUUUUUGGACUGUGGGAGGAAGCCGGAGUACCCGGAGAAAACCCACGCAUGCACAGGGAGAACAUGCAAACUCCAUGCAGAAAGAUCCCAGGCCCACCUCGGGAUUCAAACCAGGGAUCUUCUUGCUGCAAGGCGAAGUGCUAACCACUUAUGCCACUAUGCUGCACUGAAGCUGUGACUCUUGUAAAUCUUCUCAACUCUAAAACUAAGCCAAUCUUUUUGUUUCUUCAUAUUUAUUCAAUAAUUGUAAGAAAGACAUUGUGAACAGGAACCUGAAGUUGCUUCCAAACUUGGAUGGAUGCUUUGUUAGAAAGUAAUAGUCCACUGAAGGUUGACUGCAGAAAAGCAUCCAGGGAUGCAGAAUCCCUACAACAAAGUGGGCUUCAUGAAACAACAAUGUUCGCACUAUACUGGGAAUGAUAAUUGGUAGAUGUGUAGUGUUGUCAUAGAGUAGAAACACAAGUCAGUAAGGAGUAAAACAUCUGCAAAGCAUAGAAUUAAUGAGCUUGUGGCAUGUUGUCCCGCUAUUUCUGAAGGGCUUGGUGAAGUUGGACAUUCAAAUGUACCUUUAGUUGUACCAGGCAUUAAAAUGAACAAGAAAUUGAAGAAACAAGAAAUGACAUCACAAAUCCGACAAAACUUCCACCAGGACUGUGAGGCCGCCAUUAACCGACAGAUAAACCUGGAGCUGUACGCCUCUUAUGUUUAUCUCUCCAUGGCAUACUAUUUUGAAAGGGACGACAAAUCCCUUCCAAAUUUUGCAAAGUUCUUUCACAAACAGUCCAAAGAGGAGCGUGAGCAUGCAGAGAAGCUGUUGAGUCUGCAGAACAAGCGAGGAGGGAGAAUUUUUCUGCAGGAUAUCAGGAAACCUGAUAGGGAUGAGUGGGGGAGCAGCCUGGAGGCUUUAGAGUGCGCCCUGCAGCUGGAGAAAAGCGUAAACCAAUCCCUGCUGGACCUGCAGAAAAUGGCGACCGAUCACAAUGACCCUCAUAUGUGCGACUUCAUUGAAACACAUUUUCUGGACGAGCAGGUUAAAUCCAUCAAAGAGCUCGCUGACUGGAUCUCAAACCUGCACCGUAUGGGAGCACCGCAGAGUGGCAUGGCCGAGUACCUCUUUGACAAACACACCAUGGCAGGAAAGGGCAGCUAAACUAAGCUCUGACAGCAGCCUGACAUCUCCUGCAGAUGACAACAUAACGCUGCUUUAUUUAUGUUUGUUAGCUGUUUGAAAAAGCCAUAGAUGCUGUAGCUCUCUAAAGUGGACUGCUGCAGAUAUCCCUUAAAGUAAGUCACUAUAUUUCACUCAUUGUUUUAGGGUUUAAGUAAGUGUUUGCUUCUCUUUGAGUAUUAAGUGUGAGUGGAGGCUGGCCUGUACCACUGCAGCAUUUAAGUGCUUUGGAAAGUGUGAAUUGCAGCUUUGAAUAUUUGUAUUUAUCGUAAGAGAAGAGAAAAUAUGUAUCUAUUACAUAAAGUUUUGUUUCUUCUGA